This is a messenger RNA of Chenopodium quinoa (quinoa), 1890 nucleotides long. Its product is annotated as G-protein coupled receptor 1-like. Gene Ontology annotation, cellular component: plasma membrane. The transcript has 9 exons. Gene Ontology annotation, molecular function: G protein-coupled receptor activity. Gene Ontology annotation, biological process: cell surface receptor signaling pathway; adenylate cyclase-activating G protein-coupled receptor signaling pathway. Bases 61 to 1044 code for a protein of 327 amino acids. Lineage: Eukaryota; Viridiplantae; Streptophyta; Magnoliopsida; Caryophyllales; Amaranthaceae. The record is from RefSeq and is a predicted model, not a curated record.
AAAGCAGACAAAGGCAAGUGGUGGGUGGCGUUGGAAGAAGAGAAAAAGGAAGAGGCGAAAAUGGCGGCGUCGGGAGGUGGCGGUGGUGGUGGUGGUGUUGGGAAUUUGUCCGGCGGCGAUCGAGAAAUUCUAGCGACGGUGAACAUGGUUGCUUCAACUUUGUCAUUGAUUGGAUCUAGCUUCAUUGUCCUUUGUUACAUUCUUUUCAAGGACCUUCGCAAAUUCUCCUUCAAGCUCGUCUUUUAUCUCGCUCUCUCUGACAUGCUUUGCAGUUUUUUCAAUAUCAUUGGCGAUCCAUCUACAGGCUUCUUCUGUUAUGCUCAGGGUUAUAGCACUCAUUUCUUCUGUGUCGCGUCAUUUUUAUGGACAACCACUAUAGCUUUUACCCUUCAUCGUACUGUUGUGCAACACAAGACUGAUGUUGAAGAUUUAGAGCCUGUUUUCCACCUCUACGUAUGGGGAACUUCUCUGGUCAUGACUAUCAUGCGCUCUAUCGGUAAUCAUCAUAGUCAUAUACGUGCUUGGUGUUGGUCCCAAACAGGCCGUGCAGGAAAGGUUGUCCACUUCGGAACAUUCUAUGCUCCACUUUGGGGUGCGAUUCUCUACAAUGGUUUUACAUAUCUUCAAGUGAUUCGCAUGCUGAAAAACGCAACUCGUAUGGCAGCUGGCAUGUCGGACCGGGCACACCAAUCUGAUGCUAGGCCAGACAUGAGAGCCUUAAACCGAUGGGGUUAUUAUCCUCUUAUACUUAUUGGCUCAUGGGCUUUUGGCACGAUAAAUCGUAUUCAUGAUCUGAUUGAACCAGGGCAUAAAAUCUUUUGGCUUUCUUUUCUUGAUGUGGGGACUGCUGCACUGAUGGGCCUUUUCAACUCAAUAGCUUAUGGUCUCAACUCUUCUGUCAGGCGGGCUAUUUAUGAGAGAUUGGAUCUAAUUUGGCCUGAGAGACUGAGAAGAUUGGAUUUGCCACUUCGGAUUUCAAAAGUUAGAGGGAAACAAGAGGAAAGUGAAAUGGUCCCCCUAAAAUUUCAAGAACAGCAACAAUAAUUUGAUACCUCUGGGUCCUGUUGUAUGAUUCCUUGAGAGUAAUGGGAAGUUUUAAGGCACAAACAAGGGAGUUUUCUCUUGUAUACAUCACGGUAUGAGUUCCAGCUUGUGGGAGAUGUUGACCUGGUGUAGCAGACUAGCUUCUGAGACUUGAACUUUGUCCAAAUAUACCUUCCAAGUUGCUAACAGUAGGCCAGCAUUGAUUGAUUUUCGAGGGGAGGGUAUCGCUUCAUUUUGGGUUAUGCAAGGAUGUAAAAGAUUUUCUGGUCUAGGGUAGCCUGUGACGGAGUGGCAAUUAUUUUAUUUCUUGAUAUGAUUUAAUGAUGUGGUGACAACUGGUGAGAGCAAUUGCAGCAAUCAUAGGUCUCCCUCUCUUGUGGUAAUUUUGAUCUACAUUACUAGUGUGAUUUAAAUAUUCUCUGUUGUAUAAGAGCUAUCAAAAGUGUUUGCAAUUGUGAUAUUGGGGUAUUAGAUUUGUGCGGCUAUUCUGCAAGUCAACCAUUUGGUAGAGCUUUUGUGACGAUAGUGCUGAGAAAUUGAGGAUAGCUGCUCCAGUGAUGAGUCAUUGCUAGUGUAGUGACUGCAAUUCUAUUAUUUUGUGGCAAAAGAACAUGAUUGUAGUUUUUGAAUUUUAUAGAAACAAAAAUAUGACUUCUGUAUUUUCCGUACCUUAAUUGUGAUCAUAUAGUCUAACUAAUAAAAGAAUUAAAUAUUAACUGUAAUAUAUUGUUGAUAUUUACUUGGUACAAGUAUUACAUUAUUAUAAUUUUACUAAAAUAUAAUUGCAUACGAACUACGAAGUACAGUAUUAUUUUGUCAAACUUAAAAAAAAAAAAAAAAAAAAAA